GCAAGACCGAGCAGCAAAGAAAGAGCCGGGGUCAGCAGGCGAAAGGGACAGUUACCUGGCCGGCACAGGGUCGAGUGGCCCCGGCCCUUGAUUCCCGCCUGCCCCGCCAUGCGCGGCCCCCACCCGGGACCCCGGCUUCCAAGCCGACUCCUCGGGCCCGCCCCACCCCCGCGCCCAGGACGAGGGGCCACAACUGCGGGCAGACGCCGCGCGCGGGCCACUCGGAGACUCACCUCCCCCGGAUGCGCUACACCAUCAAUGGAGGAGAGAAAACGAGGCAGAGACAAUGUGGGAGGCGAACAAGGGGAGAGGAGCCUGGAGGCGGAGGCGGGGGCUAGACCCGAGCCGGGCGAGCGUCUCGGGAGUGCAGGAGGAAGAGGAGGCUGGGAGCGCGGGGGGCGGCUCGCGAGCGUCUGUGGGAGCAGCGGCGCUUCGGCGAUGGUGGCCGAGCCGCUGCGGGGCUGCUGCACCGACCCGCCGCCCACUCCGCGCUCGGGCCCAGCCCACCUCGCAGUAUCGCGCCCUGCCAUUGGCGCGACCUGGAGUGACGCGCGAGGAGGCCUCGCCAAUGGGAAGCGGAGGGCGGGCAGAGGGGGCGGGACUUCUUUGAGCGCUCGCGCUCUCGCUCUCUCUCUCUCUCUUUUUUUUAAUUUCUAAUAAAAUGAGCAGAAGAGAAGGAGGGGAGCGGCCGAGCCCCUGCGACGCGGCGGCCAGGCUCGAGCGCGCGCUCCAGGCAGCGACCGGGCCGUGGGCUGAUCUCCCCGCUGGCUGCGUCUUUGUGCGGGUCCCGGGCCGCAGCGCGCAGCGGGCAGGUCCCAGGGGCCGGGGUGGCCGGAGUCCAGUUGCUCCUGUUAUUAACCAGGAUCACGGUUUGCUUUUUCAGCCACUUAAAACGCGGAUUCAUAUCCCUGGGGGGACCGGAGUGGGUUCGAAAGAUUCGCUCCAAGACUCGAAAUUCUGAUGCACAUUAACGUCUUUAGAAUAAGCCUUUGGCAAAAGAUUAUUUAGAAAAAGAAAAAAGUAAUUGGUUGGUAGAUUGCACUGCUAAUAUGAAAAAACAAUUAUAAAAAUAGAAAGCCUGAAAAGAAAGUCUCAUCAAGGAAAAAAGAAGGGACACAGACACAGAGCAGAUUUCGGAAAGCGAGGAAUGUACACAACUCUGUGCCGUAAGUUUGAAAAAAUCUAAAAACAGGGGGAAAAAAAAUCCAAGUGUCACCUUUUCUUUGAGAAAUAUUGUGUCCCACUUUCCCAAAAACCGAUAAUCACAGGGUCUCCACUGCUAUAAGGGAAUUGCGGGGCAGGCCAAAUGUUCAGAUUCUAUUUAAUAUAAUUUAUAGGAUUGAAGGGUUUGGGGAAAUUUUAAUUAUGAUUAGCAGUUUUUGAAAUGCAUAUCAUGCUUAUUGAGUUCUUUCACAGACCCUGGCAAGAAUCCAGGGUGAAUCAUCAACCUAUUGUUGGUUUGUUAAUACACUGAAAUGCUUAGUGGUCCUUAUAUCGUACACUCUUCCUGAAGGAGCUCAGAUCUGUAUAUAAUAGAAUAAUUAAGGGAUAGAACAUAGCACAAAAUAAUUCACUCAUCACUUUCAAAUAAAGUGAUAAUUUUCUCCUUGCAAUAUCUAUACAGAUUGCAAUUUCCACAUCCAACAGUUUAAAAAAUAAUAGGACUAAUAGAUACUAUUUGAUGGUGACCCAGACAUCUAAAAUCAAAUGGGUCUUUGCCACUACCUUUCAGAGUAACUUUAAGCAGGAAAAUUCCUUUCUGCUGAAAUUCCUUCAGCUGUGAAAUGGGGAAACUAGUUAAUACCACCAUAUCUCUAAUAAUGUGAGAACUGAAUUUUACAACAUCAUAAAUUCGAUAAACAGCUCUCAACCUCCUAGAUACAGAUGGAACUAUUUCACAACAGUUUGGAAAUGAUGAAGGGUAAAGUGCAUUAGAUGGCUUUGCUUGCCAUCAAAAUCUACAUUUACAGAAGCACUGUUUCUAAUAAAGGUUCAGCUCUGUAGUGGAGGAAUGGACGAUGGCUCUAAGAGGAUACCAGUGGAUCCUGCAGGGCCAUUCAGCAGGGAAGAGAGAGGUUCUUGAAAUCUGAGAGGGACUGACAUCAUUUUCACUUCUUAUUUUUUUAAUGUAGAUUUAAAAGUCUUGAAAUUCCACAUUGUUAUUAAGUAUAAUAUUAUGGUAUUGGGCCAAAAAUUAGCCAACUAGACCUGUUUAACUAUAACAAUCCCAUGCAAGAAUUGUAGUCCAACCAUAAAGCCACAGAAUACAGGGUUCCUUCCAAGGAACUUAGAGACUGAUAAGGUAAUAACAAUACAGUGUAAUAAGAACAACGAUUAAACCAUUGACUGAAAGCUUAUUAUGUUCCAAGCACCAGGCAAAGCAUGUUGCUUUCUUAGCCUACUUAGUCCUGACAGCAGUUCAUGAAGUGUAUUAUUAGUAUCUCCAUUUUAAAGGUCAAGAAACUGGGGCUUAGGAAAGUUAAAUAACUUGCUCAAGGUGAAAGAGUUCAAAUAUCUAGUGGGUUAUUUUUCCCAUGAUGAAAUUAGAAAAAGUUUCCUUAUUUUCCCUUUGGCAAGCUUUAGAAUAUGGAGAUUACUUAUCUGAACCUGAUAACAUCAAGAAGCACUUUUGUUAGUUAUUUUAUAUAUCUUACUAUGAGUAGAAGUGAUUUAAUUUGUAUACAGAAAUCAAAUCAGAUAUAAUACUAUUAUUUAAAAGAAGCCAGGAGAAAAAGAGAUUAUUUAAUAAAUGGUGUUGAGUAAUCAGAUAGCUCUAUGGGUAAACAAAAGCAACUCAGGAAAACAGAAUUUUUAAAAUUAGAUUUCUGUUAUUCCUAAACCUCUUUCCCUAAAUUAUAAAUGGAUAUAUUUUAAAUGUAAAAAUUGAAACCACUAAACCACUAUUUCUUAGGUUGAGUUUACUUGUGUUUAUUAUUGUCUUCUAUAAGCUACAUAUAGGUUAUGCUCAUUUUUUGUAUAUGUCAGAGAUUUUGUAAUUUUUAAAAAUGAAACAAUAAAAGUAUUAAAGGAA
Bubalus bubalis (water buffalo) is the source of this 3031-nucleotide messenger RNA. RefSeq names its product translation initiation factor IF-2. NCBI's taxonomy places the organism in Eukaryota, Metazoa, Chordata, Mammalia, Artiodactyla, Bovidae. The coding region runs from base 109 to 657 and encodes 182 amino acids. The transcript is spliced from 2 exons. The record is from RefSeq and is a predicted model, not a curated record.